Messenger RNA from Phialemonium atrogriseum, 333 nucleotides. RefSeq lists its product as uncharacterized. The transcript is spliced from 4 exons. Lineage: Eukaryota; Fungi; Ascomycota; Sordariomycetes; Cephalothecales; Cephalothecaceae. The coding region runs from base 1 to 333 and encodes 110 amino acids. The record is from RefSeq and is a predicted model, not a curated record.
AUGGCUGUUUCGCUCAAGCGACCAUGGAAGAUAGGUUGUCCCAAGCGCUGGGCCUUCCUGGGAAGCUCUCAGGCUUUGGACACAGCAUACAGGGUCGGCCACGUUGUACUUCAUAUGGCGAGGACAGAACUGCCCACUACCACCACCGUUGGUGCUAUCGAACACUACCAAGGCUCAGAAAGGAAUAAGAUGUUGCUCCUUGUCUCCGAUCUCGAAGCCGUGAUCGUAGGCUCGGGCGCGGUUGUCGCUAUGCGCGCGAUCCUGCCCAUGGCCUAUCACUCAGUUGAGGGCGAGCCGUCGCCCAAUCAGUAUCUCCCCAAGCUCCCUUCCUAG